UUCAUCAUACACAAUUCUCCAUACAUCUAUCCAAAAUCUAAAUUCAAGUUUUUAGAUUCAUAUAUCAAGUGAAAAACAAACCUCCUAAGAGAGAAGAAUGAAAGAAUUAAAGAAGCAAAUUACACUUCUAAAGAGAAUAUGUUCUAUGAGCUUGAAGGUUUUAUUAAUUUUAUGGAGUUGUGAGUUUGAAUUUAUAAUAAAUAGACUUUAUGAUCAAUUUUCAGCCAUUAUUUUUCUCAAUAGAUACAAAAUGUUUGACUUUAGAUGCCCCAUAAAAUGCUUAAUUUGCCAAGUAUCCACACUAUUUGUAUUUUUGAGCAAAAUGCAUUUAUACUUCUCUUUGCAACGCAGAAUUAUUUUGUACAGUCACUGGACGAUCUUGAGGCAAAUUAGAACACGUCAUGUCACCCAGUACACAGUACCGAUACACAACAAAAAAUAAUGUGACGCAUCCUGAUUCCUUUCUGAACACCAUCCGAUAACCACACAGAAUAAUUUCUCCCACUGCACACUUUCUCUCAAUGAGAGAGCAGAAUCACUCGUGGCUCUUCUUUUUUUCAUGAAAAUCAAAAGGUUAAAGUAAAAGCCUUAACAAGGAAUUUCCCAAAGUAAAAGCCUUAACAAGGGAAUAAAAGGAAGUGCAAAGCGAGUUCUUCUUCAAAGACCCAAAAAGAUGUCUCCAAAGGAGCUGUACAAUGUUCUCAAUGCAGUAGUUCCCCUCUAUUUCUCCAUGCUCCUUGCUUAUUCCUCCAUCAAACACUUCAAGCUUUUCACCGCCGACCAAUGCUCCGGCAUCAAUCGCUUUGUCGCCAUCUUCGCCAUUCCCCUCCUCUCCUUCAACUUCAUCUCUCGCAUCAAUCCCUUUCAUAUGCAUUUCCUCUUCCUCGCAGCAGACUCCCUCUCCAAACUGUUCGUUCUCUUAUUACUCUUGUUUUGGUCUCAUCUCUUCAAAAAUGGCAGCUUGGACUGGUCUAUAACUCUCUUCUCCAUUGCCACUCUCCCAAACACGCUUGUCAUGGGAAUUCCUCUUCUGAAAUCCAUGUAUGGAGAUGAACAGGAAGACUUAAUGAUUCAAUUGGUGGUGAUGCAAUCCAUUAUUUGGUACACUGUGCUCCUCUUUCUUUUUGAGUUUCGUUCUGCAAGGAAUUCAUUGAUGGAGAAAAGGAGUAGUAACAGUGUUAAAGAAGAGAGAGGGGUCAGCGAAGAAGAAUUAGUUCAUGUUGUUGUUGCUAAUUAUUCAUUAGCUGAGAAUGAGAUUCAAAGAUCUCAGUUCGUGACUAAGGUAUCUCCAGAGUUGGAAGAAGAAGAAGAAGACAAUGAAGAAAAGUUUCCUGGAAUUGAAGAACUAAGCAAACAACAAGCAGGUGUUUGUGAGAGCUCAGUGCAGGUUUUCAGCAGAGAAGAUGAAAUCAUGAGGGAAGAACACGAGAAAUCUCAGAUUGGAAGGCUCUCAGUUCUUUUAAUUUUGAGAUUGGUCUGUCACAAGCUCAUUAGAAACCUUAAUUUCUAUGCUAGCGUGCUUGGUAUUUCCUGGGCUCUGAUUUCUUCCAGAUGGAAUGUGAAGAAGCCAUUAAUGAUGGAGAACUCAAUCACCAUUCUGUCAAAUGCUGGGCUGGGAAUGGCCAUGUUCAGUCUUGGGCUCUUCAUGGCCAUGCAACCAAGCAUUAUAGCAUGUGGGAAGAGGCUGGCUGCUUAUGGGAUGAUUAUAAGAUUCAUUGCUGGACCAGCUUUCAUGGCACUGAGUUCAGUUCUUCUUGGCAUCAGAGGCACCACUCUGAAGGUCUCAAUUGUUCAGGCUGCUCUGCCUCAAGGAAUUGUGCCUUUUGUGUUUGCAAAGGAAUAUGAUCUUCAUCCUGAGAUGCUCAGCACUGCGGUUAUAUUUGGGAUGAUAGUGUCAUUGCCAGUGACAAUACUGUAUUAUAUGGCAUUGGGCUCAUGAAUUAUUUUGGGGGCUUUGGAUUUCACUGUGUUGAGAUCACUGAAGAAUAAACAGAGAAGUCAUUAGCGCUAAUUAGAUAAUUAAUGAUUUCUCACUGAUGUGAAGGUUGUUAAUUAACAACAUUAUCAUCAUUUCAGCCCAAGCUUAUAAUUAAUGUAUAAUUUUCAUAUGUUUUUGUGCU
Messenger RNA from Dendrobium catenatum, 2120 nucleotides. Its product is annotated as auxin efflux carrier component 1. Gene Ontology annotation, biological process: auxin polar transport; auxin export across the plasma membrane. NCBI's taxonomy places the organism in Eukaryota, Viridiplantae, Streptophyta, Magnoliopsida, Asparagales, Orchidaceae. The coding region runs from base 674 to 1939 and encodes 421 amino acids. Gene Ontology annotation, cellular component: endoplasmic reticulum; plasma membrane. The record is from RefSeq and is a predicted model, not a curated record. Gene Ontology annotation, molecular function: auxin efflux transmembrane transporter activity. The transcript has 6 exons.